This is a messenger RNA of Pangasianodon hypophthalmus (striped catfish), 3981 nucleotides long. Its product is annotated as protocadherin alpha-2-like. The transcript has a single exon. The coding region runs from base 845 to 3223 and encodes 792 amino acids. Lineage: Eukaryota; Metazoa; Chordata; Actinopteri; Siluriformes; Pangasiidae. The record is from RefSeq and is a predicted model, not a curated record. Gene Ontology annotation, biological process: homophilic cell-cell adhesion. Gene Ontology annotation, cellular component: plasma membrane. Gene Ontology annotation, molecular function: calcium ion binding.
UACAGGGAAGUGAAAAAGGGAGCAAGGAAGGAAAGAAGGAAAGAAAGAAAGAAAGAAAGAAAGGAAGGAAAGAAAGAGGUUUGUAUAUUUUCCUACUUCUUAGAGGAAGAGCUUUGUCGCCAUUUUUAAUGCCAUGGAGUUUUAAAUGUGUUUCUAAUAUACAGGAACAACGUGUGAGAAACAAAACGUAGUAAAUGGUUUAAAAAGUCUAUCCAUGCUUUUAUCAAAAGUGGUUUUACACAUCAAUGAUUGUUAACUUUAAAUUUCCUCAUGUUCGAAACUGUAUUUAUGAAAUAUUAUUGAAUAAUAUAUUUAAUAAGAAACGUCUAUAGUUCACUAGCAUUUAAAAAAAAAAUUAAUGUGAGUUCACUUUCUGAUUCAAAGCUGGUUAAUAAAAAUAUGACUUUUUUUUAUUAAUGUCGUAUAAAAAGACAUUGAAAAGGUCAUGAUUAUGUAAUUAUAUAGGCUGUAUUAUACUUCUGUAAAAAUCUACGAGGUUUUAUUUCUGUAAUUGAAGGUUGAAACAUCGCUUUUAUUUUCUGUCAAAAUCAACGUGUUAAACGUUAUUAGUCAUUUGAUGGACAUUUCGAUUAUUUGAAGCAACAUUCAUGAAAUUAGUUUUGAGUUGUAAUGUCAGAUUGUAUUUCCACACAAGAUGUCGCUGUAGACCGUGAGUUGCAGUUCUUGGCACAUUAUUAAUACUCCGCCUAACGCAGAACAGGAGAACAGAGCGUCACAUACUUCGGACAUCAGCGGGCCUCGUGCAUUUUUCUUUUUCCUGCAGACAUUGGAUUAAAUGAAAGCACUUUUCGCCUUAUUUUGGAAUAUCCAGUAAAAGUAAGCGAUGGUUGGAGCGGACAGUGCUCGCUCUGCCUGGAUGAAGGCUCUGCUGCUGCUGUGUUUAUGGGAUUUGUGUUACGGUCAGAUUUCCUACUCGCUUUCAGAGGAGGCCAAGAAGGGAACCGUUGUUGGGAAUCUAGCGAAGGAUCUCAAUCUCAGUGUGCAGGAACUGGAGUCGCGCAUGUUUCAGCUUGUGACUGGAUCUAACGCCAGGUAUUUCGAGGUAAAUCGGAAAACAGGGAUUUUAUUAGUUAAUGACAGAAUAGACCGAGAGGAGCUGUGUGAAAGCAAACAGAAAUGCGUACUGAAUGUUGAAGCGAUGAUCCACAAUCCUCACAAACUCUACCGUGUUGAAAUUAAUAUACUAGACAUUAAUGAUAACUCUCCGGUGUUUCCACGUCAAGGAUUUGCUUUGAAUAUUACUGAAAAUAUGCUUCCUGGAGAUCGUUUUCCAGUAAUCAAGGCGCGUGACAUGGACAUCGGUAGUAAUUCAGUAAAAACCUAUAAAAUAAACACAAAUGAAUAUUUUUCACUGGACAUGCAGAGUGAUUCGGCUGAGCUCGUGCUUCAGAAAUCUUUAGACAGAGAGAGAGAGUCAGUGAUCAAGCUCGUGCUGACUGCUGUAGACGGCGGGACUCCUCCCAGAUCCGGAACCAUGCAGAUAGUUAUAAAUGUGCUGGAUAUAAAUGACAACAGCCCCGUUUUUACGAAGCCGCUUUACAAAGUCAAGGUCCAGGAGAAUGCAUCUGUAGGAACUAAAAUAAUCACCGUUUCCGCUGCAGAUGCAGACGAGGGGGUUAACAGUGAAGUGUCUUACUCUAUUGUAAGUGAUGAGGAAAAGUCGGCUAUGGACUCAUUCUCCAUAAAUCCUGUUUCUGGGGACAUCAUUGUUAAAGCUAAUAUUGAUUAUGAGGAACAUGCUGCAGUUGAACUGAGAAUUCAGGCUCAGGACAAAGGAUAUUCUCCGCGAAUGUCCAGAUGUAAAGUGUUAAUUGAAGUCGUGGAUGUGAACGACAAUGCACCAGAGAUAUCAGUUACUCUGCUCAUGAGCCCCAUAAGCGAGGACAUCAAACCUGGCACAGAUGUUGCAUUAAUCACUGUAUCAGAUAAAGAUAGUGGAACGAAUGGUAAAGUAAACUGUAAAAUUAUAGCACCUAGUCCUUUUAAAUUACAGCUAUCAUAUAAAAACUCUUACGCUCUUGUUGUGAAUGAAGCUCUGGACAGAGAGCGAGUCUCACAAUAUAAUGUCACAGUUGUGGCUAAUGAUGAGGGAACUCCUUCUCUCUCGAGCAGUAACGUUAUAACAGUUCAUGUCGCUGAUGUGAAUGAUAACGCGCCUUUGUUUCCUGCACCGGUAAUAAACAUUAGUGUGAAAGAGAAUAGUCCAGUUGGAGGGCUGUUGGCAUCACUAACGGCGCGAGACUCAGACAUCGGUGAAAAUGCCCUUGUUUCGUAUUCUUUAAUUGAUGCAGAGAGCAGCAGAGUGUCAAAUCUGAUGAACAUUAACUCACACACCGGUGAACUGUACAGCCUGAAGUCUUUCGAUUACGAAGAAACGAAAAGACUUGAGUUUAAAGUUCAAGCCACUGACUCUGGUGUCCCUCCACUAAGUAGUAACGUGACUGUAAAUGUUUUUAUCCUGGAUGAGAAUGACAACAGUCCAGUUUUUCUCCCUCCUUAUUCUGAACCUGGAUCAGUGAACACUGAGAACAUUCCCUACUCUGCUGAAGCGGGCUAUUUUGUGGCUAAAGUCAGAGCUGUAGACGCUGAUUCAGGUUAUAAUGCACUAUUAUCUUAUCACAUAAGUGAAGCAAAGGGAACGAAUCUCUUCCGAAUCGGAACCAGCACAGGAGAAAUAAGGACUAAAAGACGAAUGAGUGACAAUGACUUAAAAACUCACCCGCUUAUCAUUACUGUCUCGGAUAAUGGAGAACCUUCACUGUCCACAACUAUGAGUAUUGAAGUUGUGGUUGUGGAAAAUAUGGACAGGCUGCAGCCUUCACUAAGACAAGUGCCAGUGAAGGAGGAGAAUUUCUCUAAUCUGAAUCUCUAUCUGCUGAUCGCUAUUGUCUCAGUGUCAGUGAUAUUUUUACUGAGCCUCAUCGCUUUAAUAGCAGCUAAAUGCUACGGGACAGACGGAGGUUUCAGCAGGUCCAGCGCUCCAGUGGUCACUACACACCCUGACGGGAGCUGGUCUUACUCUAAAUCCACUCAGCAGUAUGAUGUGUGUUUUAGCUCAGACACACUGAAGAGUGACGUAGUGGUUUUCCCCUCGCCGUUUCCGCCUGCAGACGCAGAGCUGAUCAGCAUUAAUGGAGGAGACACUUUUACUCGAACUCAGACUCUUCCCAGCACUGGGAAGGUAAGACCUUGUUUAAUUUAGUCACUUACUAAUUUUUCAGCGUUUUUAGUCUCUUGUGAACUCUCUUCCAUGUCGUUUUGUGGGUCGUUAGAAUGAUUGUGCUUGAAGUUGACUUUUUCAACUGCAUUUCUUACUCACUUCAAUUUCCUCUCCUUUUGUUUAAUGUUUACGAGUUCUCUAAACGUUCAUAAAGCCUCCUAUAUAGUGUCGUACAACACUUACGUCAAUUUUUUUAAUAGACCUGACUUCACCUUUCUCGUUGACUAUCACAGAUCGUAUAUGUUUUUGUUGACCAGUUAAGGUUUUCAAUUUAAUUCCGCUGGUAUUAAUGCAGGUGGGAAGGUUUAUCUAAGGCACGUUUGAAAAACUUUUAUGGGGUUUCGUCCGGAUUUAGAUUGAAAUCAACACCACGAUUGUGGACAGCGACUAGUUUGAGCUUUACCAAAGGAACUGUGGAUAAUAUUGCAGACAAACGUCACAAAUACAGGGAAGUGAAAAAGGGAGCAAGGAAGGAAAGAAGGAAAGAAAGAAAGAAAGGAAGGAAAGAAAGAGGUUUGUAUAUUUUCCUACUUCUUAGAGGAAGAGCUUUGUCGCCAUUUUUAAUGCCAUGGAGUUUUAAAUGUGUUUCUAAUAUACAGGAACAACGUGUGAGAAACAAAACGUAGUAAAUGGUUUAAAAAGUCUAUCCAUGCUUUUAUCAAAAGUGGUUUUACACAUCAAUGAUUGUUAACUUUAAAUUUCCUCAUGUUCGAAACUGUAUUUAUGAAAUAUUAUUGAUU